AUGUCCAAGGCUCCGCGGUAUAUCCUCGUCUCGCUGCCAACGUCCAUCACCCCGUCCCACCACACCGAAGACGCACUCAAUGCGCUGAGAAGCACAAUCGCCGACGACGUCGGUACAACCUACCCAUUCACGAUUCCAACGUUCAAGAUCGGAACGCUAGAUGCGUUAGUGCAACAGGCGGAUGAUUUGGCGAAGCUGCAUACAACGUGUGAGGGCGUCGUGGGCAAGGUGGGGGAUAGCUUGAGAAGUCUCUUGGAUGGGGAUGACGACAGGGUGCGGCAGCAGAAGACAAUAAAUGAUAAGCCGGUGGAGCAGUAUCUCAGGAAUUUCCAGUGGAAUAAAGUCAAGUAUCGGGCGGAUAAGCCGAUAGCAGACUUGAUUGAUUCAUUGCAGAAGGAGAUCGCAGGCAUCGACAACGACGUCAAAGCCAAAGUCAACCAAUACAACCAAGUCAAAACCAACCUAGCAGCCUCGCAACGCCGCCAGACCGGCAACCUCGCCACCAGAUCCCUCACGUCAAUAGUGCAGCCCUCACAAAUAAUCCAAGACUCCGAAUACCUCGACACAAUCCUCAUCGCCAUCCCCAACUCCGCCGUCAGAGACUUCUACAAAACCUAUGAAACGCUAGCGCCCAUGGUUGUCCCUCGCUCCGCCACGCAGAUAGCCGAUGACGACGAAUUCACCCUCUUCUCUCUCGUAGUGUUUAAGAAGCAUUCGGCGGAAUUCGUGCACAAGGCUAGGGAAAAGAGAUGGACGCCGAGGGAGUACAAGUACAAGGAGGGCGGGAAGGAAGAGGAGGCGAGGGAGGUAGGGAGGUUGGAGAAGGAGGAGAGGAAGCUGUGGGGGGAUGCGCUGCGGUUGGCACAGACAGGGUGGAGUGAGGGCGCCAUGAUUUGGAUUCACGUGCUUGCUUUAAGGGUAUUUGUCGAGACGGUCCUGAGAUACGGGCUGCCGCUGGAUUUUGUGUGUGCUCUGGUACAGACUACAUCCAAACAAGCCAAAAAGGCAAAAACCAACCUGGACGCAAAUUACUCCUACCUUGGCGGCAAUGCAUUUGGCCGCGACAGCAAAGGCCGCAUCAAGAAGGACGAUCAGGCUCUGUCUACGGAACUGCAGGGUACCGGCCAUUUGGGCGAUCAGGAGUACUCUGCUUAUGUCUAUUAUGAGUUUGAGAUCGUAUAG
Molecule: messenger RNA, 1182 nt
Organism: Westerdykella ornata
Lineage: Eukaryota; Fungi; Ascomycota; Dothideomycetes; Pleosporales; Sporormiaceae
Product: vacuolar ATP synthase subunit C
Exons: 5
Coding region: 1-1182 (393 amino acids)
Biological process (GO): proton transmembrane transport
Cellular component (GO): vacuolar proton-transporting V-type ATPase, V1 domain
Molecular function (GO): proton-transporting ATPase activity, rotational mechanism
Source: RefSeq, a predicted model, not a curated record